This is a messenger RNA of Fulvia fulva, 990 nucleotides long. Its product is annotated as Transmembrane protein. NCBI's taxonomy places the organism in Eukaryota, Fungi, Ascomycota, Dothideomycetes, Mycosphaerellales, Mycosphaerellaceae. The record is from RefSeq and is a predicted model, not a curated record. The transcript has 2 exons. The coding region runs from base 1 to 990 and encodes 329 amino acids.
AUGGCACUUCCCACCGACCCCAAACCCCUCUACCAAAUCCUCGACUUCGACAUUGACCGCUACCUCAAUCCCUGGAUCCCCCACAACCGCCUCAACUACCUCCCCAAGCCCGUCUCGCGCUGGCUCGGACACCGCUCCUCGCCCGCGAAAGAGCCCUACGCAGUGCUGCAAUGGCCCGUCACAUUCGCAGCGACAGUAGCAGGACUCUGCCUCGUGGGUGGGAUCGGCAAUUACGCCCCGGGAAUCGUAGACUGGCAGCCACCAGUCAUAAUCGCAUCCCUCGGCGCCAGCGCUGUGCUGGACUUCAAUACGAUCAAGUCACCACUCGCGCAACCGAGGAAUUCGAUUGUGGGAAACACGCUCGCGGCGAUUUGUGGAGUGGCUGUUGCGAAGGGAUUUGAACAUUACUCCAGCUUCUAUGCGCCGUAUCCAAACAAUAUCCAAUGGGUCGCAGGCGCUGUGGGUUGCGCGUUGGCAUCAUUGGUCAUGAGUCUGACGAACACGAUCCAUCCCCCUGGCGGUGCGACAGCUGUUCUGGCCUCGACGCAAACGCAGGUCAUCGCGAUGGGAUGGCGCUAUGUCCCGAUCGUUCUCCUGGAUAGCACGCUCAUGGUUAUUGUCGCGUUGAUCUUCAACAAUAUCCUGAGGCAGUACCCGGUGUAUUGGUGGACGGCGGGCGAGACUGGGCGCAAGCUGAGGCAGCAGAGGAGGGCGCCUAAAGAGGAUAAGACAGCGGAUGAGAAUGCGGCAGAGCAGGGCAAGGCAGGCUCUGAUGCUAGCAGUGACACCGACCGCACUCUACACAGGGAGCUGACCAAUCCCUUGGCAAGCGUUGACUUCGUGGACGGGAUUGAGGAUAUUCACAUCCGGCCGUAUAAAAUCCAGAUGCCGCAUCACGUCAAGCUGGGGGAUGAUGAGGUGUUGCUGUUGGAGAAAAUUCAGGAGAAGUUGAGGAUGCAUGGCGAGAUUGAUCCCAGGAGGACGUCGUAG